Messenger RNA from Zeugodacus cucurbitae (melon fly), 2277 nucleotides. It is a transcript of the gene Flo1, whose product is annotated as flotillin-1. The record is from RefSeq and is a predicted model, not a curated record. Gene Ontology annotation, biological process: protein kinase C signaling; regulation of receptor internalization; positive regulation of endocytosis. Lineage: Eukaryota; Metazoa; Arthropoda; Insecta; Diptera; Tephritidae. The transcript is spliced from 8 exons. Gene Ontology annotation, cellular component: plasma membrane. The coding region runs from base 139 to 1431 and encodes 430 amino acids.
GUAUUUGUUCUCUCCUACGCUAGUGUAAUUUUAUCACGGACGAAGAAACUUGUGAAUUUUUAUUGCGAUUAGCGUUUAAACUAUUUUCACAGCAUCCGUAAAGCUUAAUAAACUUAUUAGUAAUAACUAAAAUUUAGUAUGGUGUGGGGAUUUGUGACUUGUGGCCCCAAUGAGGCACUUGUGGUUUCAGGAUGCUGUUACAUGAAACCUUUAUUGGUGCCCGGUGGACGUGCCUUUGUUUGGCCCACUAUACAACAAGUACAAAGAAUUUCACUCAACACCAUGACCCUGCAAGUGGAGAGUCCAUGCGUCUACACCAGUCAGGGUGUACCCAUUUCGGUGACCGGCAUCGCACAAGUUAAGAUUCAGGGUCAAAAUGAAGAUAUGUUGCUGACGGCUUGCGAACAAUUCCUCGGUAAGGGUGAAUCUGAAAUCCAGCAUAUUGCCUUGGUUACGCUGGAAGGACAUCAGCGUGCUAUUAUGGGUUCCAUGACGGUUGAGGAAAUCUAUAAAGAUCGUAAGAAAUUCAGCAAACAAGUUUUCGAGGUGGCUUCAUCGGAUUUGGCUAAUAUGGGUAUAACUGUCGUUUCGUACACCAUUAAAGAUAUACGCGAUGAAGAGGGUGACUCAAAGGGUUAUCUGAAAUCUUUGGGUAUGGCACGUACUGCCGAGGUCAAGCGUGACGCACGCAUUGGUGAAGCUGAGGCGCGUUGCGAUGCGCACAUCAAGGAAGCCAUUGCCGAGGAGCAACGCAUGGCAUCACGUUUCCUCAAUGACAUCGAAAUCGCUAAGGCGCAACGUGACUUUGAGUUGAAGAAAGCCGCCUAUGAUGUGGAGGUGCAAACGAAGAAAGCCGAAGCUGAGAUGGCUUACGAACUGCAGGCGGCCAAAACCAAACAACGCAUUAAGGAGGAACAAAUGCAAGUCAAAGUGAUUGAGCGUACACAGGAGAUUGCCGUGCAGGAGCAGGAAAUACAACGUCGCGAACGUGAACUGGAGGCCACGGUGCGUCGUCCAGCCGAAGCGGAGAAGUUCAGAUUGGAGAAAUUGGCUGAGGCCAACAAAUUGCGCGUGGUCAUGGAGGCUGAAGCCGAGGCGGAAUCGAUCAAAAUCCGCGGUGAAGCCGAGGCAUUCGCCAUCGAAGCCAAAGCCAAGGCAGAGGCCGUGCAAAUGGCACAAAAGGCCGAGGCUUGGCGCGAAUACCAUGAGGCAGCAAUGGUCGAGAUGUUGCUGGACACAUUACCAAAGGUUGCCGCUGAAGUUGCCGCACCAUUGUCGCAGGCCAAGAAGAUCACCAUGGUGUCGAGCGGACAGGGUGAAAUCGGUGCCGCCAAGCUGACUGGCGAAGUACUGCAGAUCGUUAACAAAGUGCCGGAAUUGGUGAAAAACAUGACUGGGGUGGACAUUGCCCGGUCCAUGCAUGCUGGCUAAAUUAUCAACACAAAGCUUCAACAAAUGAAUAUAACAACAACAACACGAGCAAAAACAUGUAUGAACAAAUAGACGACAAAACAGAAAAAAUACGAGAAAAAAUUAUAAAAAGAAAACUGUGUCAAAUCCUUAAACCAAAGAUUUUCGAAAAUUAACAAUUAAUAUUAAUACAAUUAAAGUUGCCAUAUUAAAUUUUAUUUACAAACAAUAAGUAUAUAUUUGGCGUCUAACAACGAUUAAGUUUGUGAAAAAGAGUAUAAAAUUUCGAAUCAAAGAAUUAUAAAUAUUAUAAACGCAGGAAAGACAAAAAUAAAAGAUUUUUUGAAAUUAAAAAAAAAUUAAUUUGAAUUGAAAUUGACAAAAUUAUGUGGAAUUAAGGAAUUUGGCAUUGCGUAAUGCUAAAUUUAAGCACAAAUUCUUAAAAUUUACAUAAAAAAUAAAUAAAAUGCAAAAAAAUAUUAAAAGAAAAUAAAAAUAUAUAAAAAGUAAAAAAAAAAAAUUAAAAAUUAAAGUAAAGCAUAAAAAAUGAAGCGUACACAAUUUGCCACCACUGUAUUGUAGCGUGCUUAUAAAAUAUAUAUUUAUUGUAUAACUUUAUAACAAUUUACAAUUUUCAAUAUAUAAACACAAAAAUAUACUCGAUUGUACACACACACACACACACUUAAAAGCUAAUAUGAUUUGUUAAACAAAGAGAAUUUCCGGCUACAAACCACACUGAUUAAAAUAUUACACAGUAGAGUGAAGUCAGCGCCAAUUCUACAUAAUUUCGAAUUACACAAUCGAGUUCAGUUGCUUUGAAAUAAUUGUUUUUUAUACAUAUGUUUGCAUACGUGCCAUGAAAAA